Molecule: messenger RNA, 1932 nt
Organism: Sardina pilchardus (European sardine)
Lineage: Eukaryota; Metazoa; Chordata; Actinopteri; Clupeiformes; Clupeidae
Exons: 8
Coding region: 928-1914 (328 amino acids)
Molecular function (GO): DNA binding
Source: RefSeq, a predicted model, not a curated record
UUUGUUCAUAUUCAUGGGUUUCCUCAGGUCCCUCUCCCCAGGUGUAUUAAUCAAGCACCAUGCAGUCUGCAUUGAUAAUCUAGGUGUUUGAUUGUGUACACCUGUGGAAUAACUAUCCCACGCCCAUUUACAGUUGAAACUGAGUCAUGCAAUGGUCAUGGUUGAAAAGGAGUUUUGAGGGAUGGGUAUAGGUGGCUGGCUUAAUACCAGUGCAGGUGCUGGUGUAAACACCAGUCAGGGUUUUAAUUCUACAGUUUUUCUCUUUUAUUGACGUGACAUCCAGUAGGCAUGUGGUUAGGGUUUGUGCUUUGGUUCUGUCGGUGGUCAGCUAUUGAGAAAUAGCUUAACACUGUGUGUUGAAGACCAGCAUAGUAAAAGGAAGCAACCUAGCCUGCAACUUUUGCAGCUGCUGCACACUCCUGCUUAAACAGAAGGUGUGCAUUAAAGUUCUCCAUUAAGAACUGUCAUGCAGACAGCAAAGGAUGCUGUCCCAUGCUCACAUUCACGGCUGAAGUAUCUUUGAAGGCACUUACUGUAAACCCCUCACUGCUCCCCGAGCGCCGCUGUAACAGGUUUGUGUGUGCUUCACCUCACCUCAUUGUGUGCUGUGUGUGUUGACUAAUUCACGGAGGGGAUAAAUGCAGAGACCAAAUUAGUUGUACACGCAAGUGAACAUGACAGAGUUUGGAAGUUAUUAUAGGCCAACUUGAAUAGCCUAAUACACACAGAGGGUAAUGCUCUCUCUUUGUGGAGUAACCUGAUGGUACAGUGAUAUGGCCGUACACCUGCAGGCGCACCCUACUCGCAGUUUGGGUAACGUCACGGGUCUGUUUGGUCAGGUGUCAGUCGGCAGCGAAAGCGCAAUAGCCUUCGAGCACAGUAGACCAUCCAUCUCUUCUCAGAGGGGGGGUUAAUUCCCAGGGUAAGAUGCGAAGGUUUGCAGUGGUGCACUGGGUCAAUGGAGAGGAUGCUGGGAUGUAUAGUGAGGUGAGAACCGAUGCGAUACGACAAUACGAUGACACCAAGAUGAGUGAAGAUGGACACCCACACACCGAGAACUUGGUUGCCGUAGAGUGGAAAAAGGGGAAAAAACCUAAACAUGGCUGGCCAGUGUACAGUGCCUACAUCAAAUUUGUGAGCAAUAACCGAUAUUACACGAGCAAGAAGAUUAAACAAAUGCGAUUGGAGAAGGACCAGUCACUACCCAAGAAAAGGGCCUCAGAGUCACCAGCAAGAUAUUCUGAUUCAGAGGAAAGUGCUGUUGACAAUGCACCGACCAAAAAGAAAAGGGUUCACACUCCAACAGAACCACAGAAUGUGGCCUGGAUAGUUGAAGAACACCGAGCCACAACCGCCACCUCGGCAGAGCUUCUGAGGAAGAUAAAGGAAGUAGAGGAGGAGAAACAAACGCUAAGGAAGGAAAAUGAACAAUUAAAAACAAUGCUCUUCAAAGGCCUACCAGAUAUGAUCAAGGACAUCAAGACAGCCCUCAAGGCUCAGGAUCCAACAUCAUCUUUAAGCUCUAACUCGGAAGAUGAGAGAUCAUCACAAACUACACAGUCCUCCCCACCAGAAGCCAUGUCCACAAAACAGGUGGAAAUUUGUCCCGGGACAAACGUAUGUAUUGACCUGCUGUCUUGGGCUAUGGCCCAGAAUGCCAGCUCCUCGUCCUGUUUUGUGAGGGCACUCCUAACGGCAGUCUUCCCAAAGGACGUGCUCCUCAGGAGUAGCCUCCGGGGAACAACCAAGAAUGGGCCACACUACCCGGCCCUGGAUAAAGCUAAAGUUGAAGCAAUAUACAGAGCAACGCUGCAGAAGUGGCCUCACGUUGUGCCUUCCACUAUUGGUGUUGCCAUCAAUGCCAAAUUAACCGAACUACGCUGGAAAAAAAGGCAAAGGCCCAAGAAUUCCUGACUCCUGAAUUGCUGAAGU